UGCUACACGCUCUUCUGUUUUCACUGUCUUUUAAAGCUUUCCCUCCUUGAGCCUCUCACUCUGUCCACUCUCUCUGUAUUUCUCAGAUUCUUGUUGCCAAAACAGCCAUGAAUAACAGCACCCACUACAGCAAAGAAAAGCUAGUAGUUGAAGUAGUAGCAGCUCACAACCUAAUGCCAAAAGAUGGGGAAGGUUCAUCAUCCCCAUUUGUAGAGGUUGAGUUUGAAAACCAAAGGCUCCGAACCCAAGUCAAAUACAAAGACUUAAAUCCCAUUUGGAACGAAAAGCUUGUGUUUCAUGUCAAAGAUGUAGCUGACCUUCCUUACAGAACUGUAGAGAUCAAUGUCUUCAACGAGAGAAGCUCCAGCAACAGCAGAAAUUUUCUUGGGAAAGUCAGAGUCUCUGGCUCCAGCAUUUCCAAACAAGGUGAAGAGGUUGCACAACUCUAUACCCUUGACAAAAGAAGCUUGUUUUCACAUAUCAGAGGUGAAAUAAGCUUGAAACUUUAUCUUUCUGUCAAAGAAGAGGUUAAAGAUUUAGGUGCUACUAAUGGAAUAGUAGAAAAUGUUACGUCUUCUUCUGCUACUUCUUCUGGAUUUUCAAAGAAAGCUAAGAAACUUCAGGGACUGAGUUCAGGUUCAGCCAUGGCGGCACAGCAACAACUUGGUCAGGUUCUAGAGUACAAGCCAACGCAGCAGAGUCAGACACAACAUUCAAAGUCAUUGGAGCAAAACCCUGAGAUGAAACCUGUGGUGGUCACUACAGGGCCUGGUCCAACAAUUCCCAGUGUUUCCAGUGGUGGAGUGAGUCUAUUCUCAAAUGGGUUAAGCGAGUUUUCUCUCAAGGAGACUCGGCCACAACUUGGAGGUGAGUCUUUACAAAAAGACAAAACCAGCUCUACCUAUGAUCUUGUUGAGCAGGUGCAGUAUCUGUAUGUGAGAGUAGUGAAAGGCAGAGAAAUUUCAGUGCCUUUUGGUGGGGCUGAGUUGGUGGCUGAAGUGAAGCUUGGAAACUAUAGAGGAAUCACGAAGAGGGUGAGUUUGAAUAAUGUUGAAUGGGACCAAGUGUUUGCUUUUUCCAAAGAUAGUAUUCAGUCAUCAAUGGCAGAGAUUUUAGUGAAGGAGAGCAAUAAAGAUGACUACUUGGGCCGUGUUUGGUUUGAUUUGAAUGAGGUUCCUCGGCGGGUUCCACCAGAUAGUCCAUUGGCUCCACAGUGGUAUAGAAUGGAAGACAAGAAAGGUGAAAAGGCUAAGGCUGGAGAGGUCAUGCUUUCAAUAUGGUUUGGGACUCAGGCAGAUGAGGCUUUUGCAGAGGCGUGGCACUCUAAGGCAGCCAAUGUGCAUCUUGAUGGCUUGUGUUCUAUUAAAUCCAAGGUUUAUCUCUCCCCAAAGCUUUGGUAUUUGAGGGUAUCAGUUAUUGAAGCACAAGACAUUGUUUUAGGGGAGAAAGGGUCUUCAGUGAUGAGGUUUCCUGAGCUUUCUUCCAAAGUCCAAGUGGGAAAUCAGGUUUUGAGGACUAGGAUCGCGGCUGCUAGCCCAAAUAGGAGCUUGUCAAAUCCUUACUGGAAUGAUGAGAUGAUAUUUGUGGUGGCUGAGCCUUUUGAGGAUUACUUGUUGGUUUCAGUAGAGGAUCGUGUUGCGCCGGGGCGGGAUGAGGUUGUUGGCAGAGUUCUUUUUCCUGUAAUGGCGAUUGAAAGGAGAAAUGAUGAAAAGCCUGUGACUUCAAGGUGGUUUAAUCUUGAUAGCCACCUUGGUAAUGCAGGGGAGUCUAAGAUGGUGACUAGAUUUGGGUCUAGGAUUCAUCUUCGGGUUUCGCUUGAUGGGGGUUACCAUGUGCUAGAUGAGGCCACAUUGUACAGUAGUGAUGUUAAGCCUACGGCUAAGCAGCUUUGGAAGCCUCACAUUGGUGUGCUUGAAAUAGGAAUUUUGGGUGCAACUGGGCUUAUGCCAACCAAAAUCAAGGAAGGGAAAGGAGGGUCUACGGAUUCUUACUGUGUUGCAAAGUAUGGGCAGAAAUGGGUGAGGACGCGCACUGUGGUUGAUAGCUUGUCACCCAAAUGGAAUGAGCAGUACACAUGGGAAGUGUUUGAUCCUUGCACCGUGAUCACAAUUGGGGUGUUUGAUAAUUCCCGGGUCGACAAGAACACAAGCAACAUUGCUGGAAUUCGUGAUAACCGUAUUGGGAAAGUUAGAAUUCGAUUGUCAACACUAGAAUCGGAUAGAGUUUACACUCAUUCGUACCCUCUCCUGAUGCUGCACCCUUCUGGUGUCAAGAAAAUGGGGGAGCUGCAUUUGGCAGUGAGAUUUUCGUGUGCUAACACGGCCAAUAUGCUGCACAUGUACACAAUGCCAUUGCUGCCAAAGAUGCAUUAUGUGCAGCCACUGGGUGUGAAUCAAUUGGAGAGUUUGAGGUACCAGGCUAUGAAUGUAGUGUCAUCCCGGCUUAGCCGGUCAGAGCCACCACUGGGACGAGAGGUGGUAGAGUAUAUGCUUGAUCAUGACUCCCACAUGUGGAGCAUGAGGAGGAGCAAGGCUAACUUUUUCAGGCUGAUGAAUGUUGUGUCUGGCCUUGUUGCCAUGGGCCGUUGGGUGGAGGCAAUGCGCAAUUGGCACAGGCCUGUGUACUCAACCCUGUUUCUGGUGUUGUUUCUACUGCUUGUCAUGUUCCCGGAGCUUAUUAUCCCUAGCGUAUUGCUCUACAUGGCCUUUUUGGGACUUUGGCGAUAUAGGUCCCGACCUCGUCACCCACCCCACAUGGAUACUAGGCUCUCUCAUGCUGAGAGUGUUUUUCCUGAUGAAUUGGAUGAGGAAUUCGAUUCAUUCCCAACGAGUCGAAGUGCUGAGGUUGUUCGGUUGAGGUAUGAUAGACUAAGAAGUGUGGCAGGAAGGAUUCAAACCGUUGUUGGUGAUAUGGCAACACAAGGUGAACGUCUUCAACACUUGCUAAGUUGGCGAGACCCAAGGGCAACAUUCUUAUUUGUGAUCUCUUGCUUGAUUGCUGCUGUUGGAUUCUAUGCAGUACCAAUUCGGGUUGUGGUGGCUUUGUGGGGGCUCUAUGUCCUUAGGCCUCCAAGGUUUAGGAGCAAGAUGCCUUCUCCAGCUUUGAGUUUCUUCAGGAGGCUGCCCACAAGGGCUGAUAGUUUGUUGUAGGCUGUAGGAAUUGAUGCAUAAGUUCUUGUUUAGGUUUAUUUGGAAUGGACAUGUGAUCAUAGUGGAAGGCCUUUUCUUUUGUAUUUUGGGUAGCCUUCCUUUUGUGUUUAGUAAUCUUGCGUGUAAGGUGCCUCUCUGCCCAUUCAAGAAGCAAAUUUGUGUAAUGUGCAAGUAAUCAUGCUUAUUGACUACUACCCAUGUGUUCAUUAAGUUGGU
Messenger RNA from Quercus lobata, 3365 nucleotides. Its product is annotated as C2 calcium/lipid-binding plant phosphoribosyltransferase family protein. Lineage: Eukaryota; Viridiplantae; Streptophyta; Magnoliopsida; Fagales; Fagaceae. The coding region runs from base 108 to 3149 and encodes 1013 amino acids. The record is from RefSeq and is a predicted model, not a curated record. The transcript has a single exon.